CCGCUGAAGGGGCGGGGGCUGCGGGUAGCUCCGCUUCCCUCUGCCCCAACGGUGGGACUUUGGGUACAAUGGGGGAGAGAUCUGCUUACCAGCGCCUGGCUGGGAGCGAGGAGGGACAGCAGGUAAUGGGGAUAGCGAGAAACCUGAAAGUCAGGCCUCAUCUGCUGAUGCUCUGUGGGCCCAGCUCUGCUCUCUGCAGCGGAGCUUCGUAAGAGUCCAGGGUGCCUGUGCUCACUAUUCCCCCGUCCUACCCUUCCCAGAGCCGUACGUAGGGCUAGGAGGCUGGGUGUAGAGCGGUGUGUGUGUGUAUUUGUGUGUGUGGCUGAUAAGUCUGAGGUGAUGGUGGUGGUGAAUUGAUGUUGGUAACUGACUCAGUGUGGAUCCCUAGGGGCACAAAUAAGCUACCCUUUGGGCUUUCUGCAUUGCCGGUUAGGAGCCUAGGAAACACAUCUAGUAUACAGGUACACUCUUUUAUAAGAGGAAGCUGUGUUUUGGGCGUUCCCAUUUAUUGAGUUGAGUAUGUGUAUCAAUCCAAAUAUCCUGUGUGCUUUGGAAAAUGGCACGGGUCCUCUUCCCCUUGGAGAUCAAGCACUUUUUUUCCUAGCCAGGAGAGGGCAGCAGCUGGCAGGAAAAGGGGAAUUUGCCUGGGAGUUGAGAGGCAGAAAGGUCAAGUCUGUUUUCCCAGGCAAGGAAGAGGUCCAGGAACUGAUCUGGCUUCUGACCCCACGAUAUACGUCUGUUGCUCUCUUCAAGUCUCCCAUAGCUGGAUUUUGGGUAAGCUGCCAGGUGUUCUUACGCAGACACCCGAGGGAACGAUCAGGCAUGGUUUUCUGGUGGAUUUGGGGCAUUCCUUUUUGGGGUGGCUGGAGUUUUUAUGCUGACCACUCUAAUCAGCCUCAGCUUAGCAGUAGAGGAAAAAAAAAACCUGUUUAAUUUACUGACAGACGCAGGUCAGCUUCAGGUGGUAUCUUAUGGAGAAGGAUAGUCUGUAGCCUGCUGCAGUCUGAGGGUGUGGUCAGCCAACCUGUGCAGAAAGGCCGUGCCCACGUAUCCUCGGCCUGACCUUGCCUUGCACAUUUGACCUCAGUGGUCACACUGAUUGAUUGUUUGCUAAGCCUGAAGAGAGGCUGUAUUUGGCAGUCCAUACUCUUUGUAUGACUGAUGGCAAUGGGGAAGGGCUGUUGCUGGGGAUACCCCUCAUCAGAAUAGAAAAUGGCUGUCCUUCUAGCUAUGAGUCCAAACACUGGAAGAGAUCCUGGAAAGAGUCUGCUGGGAUGCUGACUCCCCAAAACUCCCCCAUGAGCCAGCUGUGGCUCCCUGAGCUGGCAGCCAGCUGGAUAUAGACAAGAGAGCAGUGUACAAGAAACAGGGGCUCCUUACACUGGGGGGUGUGCUGGGAUCUGGGGAGCAGAAGAGGACUUCCUGCAGCUGUCAGGUGUAUCUGGGAGCUGCAGUGAGGGGGGUGUAGAGCAGCUGGCAUCCUUGAGGGGCAGAGGAACCAUUUGUCAGCUGUAGGAAUAUGGGGGGCCCACGGGGGCUUGGUGGAGUGCCUCCUGAAGCUGAGGCUGUUAUGUGUGUGUGGUGCUGUACGAGAUGCUAUCCUGCAGCCUGAGCUGCAGCUUUGAGGUGGGAGCAUCCCGGCAGAGGGCUUGGACGUGUUUGUUUAUUUGGAGGGCGUCUUGGGUCUUUGCCAGAUAAUCUGGGGAAUAGGCACCCUGGUUGUUGUGGGCAGUACACAAGGCAAUCCCAGGGGAGGGGUGGAGAUUCUCACCGCCCCCCUUGGCUGGACUGUCCCACUCUGGCAGGCUGCCAGCCUCCUAUUUCCGUCGGGCACCAGGGUAACAGGGCCACAUUAGGGUCUGAGCCAGGAGACACCCAGCCAAGGUUGGGACGUGUGUGGGGGAGGGUCUUUGAAGGAUCUGUCUGCAGGAUCCAGGAAAGACUCAGAAUCCAAGCCCCCAAUUCAGGCUGCAGGCUAAGUCCCCAUAGACCCAGGGGCUUGUAACCCCUUUUUAUAUGUGCUGUUUGGUUCACGGCCCCCACACUGAAAUCCCAGGGGUUGUCGGCCACCGUGAGGGCUGCAGUGGAGGCUAGAGACAGGGAGCCUUGUGUAUAGGGAGUCAGUGGGGCCGGUGCUAGGAGGAAGAGUGCCCCCCCAUUCCUGCUGUCCUCUUGGCAGUGAUUCAAAAAGGUCUUUUUUCAGCCAGUGUCAGAGCCGCUCAGCUGGGGAGGGAGCGAGGGAAGGAGGACAGGCGGGCAAGCAGGCAGUGGGGGGAAGCCCAGGGGUAGGACUAGAGCUGUGAGCACUGCCCCUGAGAGGAGACAGGAGAGGACCCAGCCUGCGGCCAGCUGUGGAGUAAAGCCGCCACUCUGUUCUUCCCCGUUCCCUACUUCUGGUGGGACUUGGAGGAUUUCUAGGACAGGUUUCCCACCCCCUGGCCAGUUUCCUUGCUGGGCAGAGCAUAAAACUCGGAAGCUGUGGCCCUUGCCUGCCCUCUUUAGAUCUAGGCCAUAGCUCCUUUGACUUCUUAGGGGCUUCAGUUUGUGGAGAUGCCGGCAGCCCGUCGGUUCCCUGGCCUUGAGCUCUCCUUUCCUCUCCUGGCCAGACUGCGGCGACGUCUGUACACAAGGCUGGGGAGCAGCAGCAUGCAGCCGGAGGAGGGGACGGGCUGGCUGCUGGAGCUGCUGUCCGAGGUGCAGCUGCAGCAGUAUUUCCUGAGGCUUCGCGAUGAUCUCAACGUUACCCGUCUGUCCCACUUUGAGUAUGUCAAGAACGAGGACCUGGAAAAGAUUGGCAUGGGCCGGCCUGGUCAGAGGCGUCUGUGGGAGGCUGUGAAGAGGAGGAAGGUCAUGUGCAAACGCAAGUCGUGGAUGAGCAAGGUGUUCAGUGGAAAGCGGCUGGAGGCUGAGUUCCCGCCCCAUCACUCUCAGAGCACCUUCCGGAAGCCCUCACCCACCCCAGGGGGCCUGGCAGGGGAGGGGACCCUGCAGAGCCUCACCUGCCUCAUCGGGGAGAAGGACCUGCGCCUCCUGGAGAAGCUGGGAGACGGCUCCUUUGGCGUGGUGCGCAGGGGUGAAUGGGACGCCCCUGCGGGAAAGACGGUGAGUGUGGCUGUGAAGUGCCUGAAGCCAGAUGUGCUAAGCCAGCCAGAGGCCAUGGACGACUUCAUCCGGGAGGUCAAUGCCAUGCAUUCUCUUGACCACCGAAACCUCAUUCGCUUGUAUGGUGUGGUGCUCACGCCGCCCAUGAAGAUGGUGACAGAACUGGCACCUCUGGGAUCUCUGUUGGACCGACUGCGUAAACACCAAGGUCAUUUCCUCUUGGGGACUCUGAGCCGCUACGCUGUGCAGGUGGCUGAGGGCAUGGGAUACCUGGAGUCCAAGCGCUUUAUCCACCGUGACCUGGCUGCUCGGAACCUGCUGUUGGCUACCCGUGACCUGGUCAAGAUUGGGGACUUUGGACUGAUGCGAGCUCUACCCCAGAAUGAUGACCACUAUGUCAUGCAAGAACAUCGCAAGGUGCCCUUUGCCUGGUGUGCCCCUGAGAGCCUGAAGACGCGGACCUUCUCUCAUGCCAGUGACACCUGGAUGUUUGGGGUCACACUGUGGGAGAUGUUCACAUAUGGCCAGGAGCCCUGGAUUGGCCUCAAUGGCAGCCAGAUCCUGCAUAAGAUUGACAAGGAAGGGGAGCGCCUGCCCCGGCCUGAGGACUGCCCCCAAGACAUCUACAAUGUCAUGGUCCAGUGCUGGGCCCACAAACCAGAGGACAGACCCACAUUUGUGGCCCUUCGGGACUUCCUGCUGGAGGCUCAGCCUACUGACAUGCGGGCCCUUCAGGACUUUGAGGAGCCAGAUAAGCUGCACAUCCAGAUGAAUGAUGUCAUCACUGUCAUCGAGGGAAGGGCUGAGAACUACUGGUGGCGUGGUCAAAACACCCGGACGCUGUGCGUAGGACCCUUCCCUCGGAAUGUGGUGACUUCCGUGGCUGGCCUGUCAGCCCAGGACAUCAGCCAGCCUCUACAGAAUAGCUUCAUUCACACAGGGCACGGUGACAGCGACCCCCGCCACUGCUGGGGAUUCCCUGACAGGAUUGAUGAACUGUAUCUGGGCAACCCCAUGGACCCCCCUGAUCUGCUGAGUGUGGAACUGAACACCUCCCGACCCACCCAGCAUCUAGGAAGGGUGAAAAAGCCAACGUACGACCCUGUGAGUGAGGACCAAGACCCCUUGUCCAGCGACUUCAAGAAGCUGGGCCUGAGGAAGCCAUCCCUGCCCCGAGGGCUGUGGCUCACAAAGCCCUCGGCCCGAGUGCCAGGCACCAAGGCAGGCCGCAGCAGUGGGGGUGAGGUCACGCUCAUCGACUUUGGCGAGGAGCCUGUGGUUCUGACCCCACGGCCCUGCGCACCCUCCUUGGCACAGUUGGCCAUGGAUGCCUGCUCCUUGCUGGACAAGACACCACCACAGAGCCCCACACGGGCACUGCCACGGCCUUUACAUCCCACACCUGUAGUGGACUGGGACGCUCGCCCGCUGCCCCCGCCCCCUGCCUAUGACGAUGUGGCCCAGGAUGAGGAUGACUUUGAGGUCUGCUCUAUCAACAGCACACUAGUGGGUGCAGGCCUCCCUGCUGGGCCGAGCCAGGGCGAGACCAACUAUGCCUUUGUGCCUGAGCAGGCGCAGCCACCCCCUGCCCUGGAGGACAACCUGUUUCUUCCACCCCAGGGUGGCGGCAAGCCACCCAGCUCGGCCCAGACUGCAGAGAUUUUCCAGGCACUGCAGCAGGAGUGUAUGCGGCAGCUACGGGUCCCCACUGGCCAGCUGACCCCCUCCCCCACCCCAGGAGGUGAUGACAAGCCCCAGGUGCCACCCCGGGUACCCAUCCCCCCUCGGCCCACACGUCCACGUGUGGAGCUAUCUCCGGCUCCCUCAGGUGAGGAAGAGACAAGCCGGUGGCCUGGACCUGCCUCCCCUCCCCGAGUGCCUCCCCGGGAACCCCUGUCCCCUCAAGGCUCAAGAACCCCAAGCCCCCUGGUGCCACCUGGCAGCUCUCCAUUACCACACCGGCUCUCUAGCUCACCCGGAAAGACCAUGCCCACCACCCAAAGCUUUGCUUCAGACCCUAAAUAUGCCACACCACAAGUGAUCCAGGCUCCUGGCCCGCGGGCUGGCCCCUGUAUCCUGCCCAUUGUCCGCGAUGGCAGGAAGGUCAGCAAUACUCACUACUACCUGUUGCCUGAGCGCCCUCCUUAUCUGGAGCGCUAUCAGCGCUUCCUCCGGGAGGCCCAGAGCCCUGAAGAGCCAGCCUCCAUGCCUGUGCCCCCGCUGCUGCCCCCACCCAGUACCCCAGCCCCUGCUGCCCCCACUGCUACUGUUCGACCUAUGCCUCAGGCUGCCCCAGACCCAAAGGCCAACUUCUCCACCAAUAACAGCAACCCAGGGGCUCGGCCACCAGCCCUGAGGGCCACUGCUCGGCUUCCACAGAGGGGCUGCCCGGGGGAUGGGCAAGAGGCUGCACGGCCAGCAGACAAGAUCCAGAUGCUGCAGGCCAUGGUGCAUGGGGUGACCACAGAGGAGUGCCAGGCGGCCCUGCAGAGCCACAGCUGGAGUGUGCAGAGGGCUGCCCAGUAUCUGAAGGUGGAACAGCUCUUUGGACUGGGUCUUCGGCCACGGGUGGAGUGCCACAAAGUGCUAGAGAUGUUUGACUGGAACCUGGAGCAAGCUGGCUGCCACCUUCUGGGUUCCUGUGGCCCUGCCCACCACAAGUGA
Arvicola amphibius (Eurasian water vole) is the source of this 5766-nucleotide messenger RNA. It is a transcript of the gene Tnk2, whose product is annotated as tyrosine kinase non receptor 2. Gene Ontology annotation, biological process: negative regulation of epidermal growth factor receptor signaling pathway; regulation of keratinocyte differentiation; signal transduction. The transcript is spliced from 14 exons. Gene Ontology annotation, molecular function: protein tyrosine kinase activity; protein serine/threonine/tyrosine kinase activity; protein binding. The record is from RefSeq and is a predicted model, not a curated record. Gene Ontology annotation, cellular component: extrinsic component of cytoplasmic side of plasma membrane. Lineage: Eukaryota; Metazoa; Chordata; Mammalia; Rodentia; Cricetidae. The coding region runs from base 2551 to 5766 and encodes 1071 amino acids.